CAGUCCGAUCGAGCAUCUGUGGGACGUGCUGGACAAACAAGUCCGAUCCAUGGAGGCUCCACCUCACAACUUACAGGACUUAAAGGAUCUGCUGCUAAAGUCUUGGUGCCAGAUACCACACACACCUUCAGAGGUCUUGUGGAGUCCAUGCCUCGACGGCUCAGAGCUGUUUUGGUGGCACAAGGAGACCUACACAAUAUUAGUUGAACGCAGCCUGACAGGUGGAUGAGUGACUGAUAGCCUUUUCUGAGCAUAGCAUGAAUCAAUAUCAACAGCAGCCUGGCCGAUCCAACCUGUACAGCGCCGUGAAAGCCGAGAGCUCGCCGACUCCGCCCCUCGCCACCGGCAUGGCCAAUAGCACUGCAGUUCCGGGGAAAGCCCUGGGAACCCCGGGGCCUGCUGGGAGAGUGAGUCCUGAGGGAACUCAGGUGCUCAGUAAGAAGAAACUGCAGGACCUUGUGCGGGAAAUUGACCCCAAUGAGCAGCUCGAUGAAGACGUCGAGGAGAUGUUGCUGCAAGUUGCUGAUGAUUUUAUAGAGAGUGUCGUGACCGCGGCCUGUCAGCUCGCUCGUCACCGCAAGUCUAACACUCUCGAAGUGAAGGAUGUGCAGUUGCACCUUGAGCGUCAGUGGAACAUGUGGAUCCCUGGCUUUGGCUCAGAUGAAAUCCGACCGUACAAGAAGGCGUGCACUACGGAAGCACACAAACAGAGAAUGGCACUGAUCCGCAAGACGACCAAAAAAUAGGAAGAAUGCAGAAGACUGACAUUUCUCUUGCUCUUUUUUUUUUUUUUUUUUUUUAAAGCAGGCUGAUGAUGAUGAGGUGCGACGUUAUCAGCGCUGUAAUCAACUGCUUCUACUGUUUUACCUUUACAGAUGUCUGAAUCACUUGCCCAAACUGUUGUUUAAACUGUAAUUUGUGUUUCGUUCUUGGUAUGAUUACAAUAGACUAUACUGUUAUAGGCGUAAGUACUAUAAUAGAUCUCAAAUGCUGCAUAAAAAACAGGAUGAUUAGAUCAGCUCACUGUGGCCAUUCAUGUGUUUUUAACACCAGCCACUAUGAAGUUGUGUAGAAACUGUAUCUCGCUGCAUAUUUAUCAUUACACCCUCUUAUAUUUCUCAUUUUUUUGGAGACCAUCAUCUCUUGGGUGAAUUUUUUUUAAAGAGUUUAUUACUGCCUGUAGUGGUAAAGAGUGCUUCUGGGCACAGGGAGAGUUGUUAUGGCUGCGCUUAUUUACAAGUUAAAUGUGUAUGAUGUGUCCAGAGGUCAUUAUGAAUUUGGGUCAGAGAUUAUUUGCACAUUAUUAUUUUAAAGGAAACAUAACGAAGAAAAAUUGUGCACAGUUAACAUUGUUAUUUCUUGCUUCGGGUAUUUUAAUUUUCAAUUUCUUUGAUUCUUUUUCUUUUCCUUUUCGUAAUGACUUAUCCGCCCUCUUAAUGGCUCACUCUAAGUAUGUCAAAUUAAGGUGCUAUUAUUUGCUUCUUCAGUACAUUCAGUUAGAAUUUAUUUGUCCAGUCCAGUGAUUUUGUAAAAACAAAACAUGUUCAGCUGAACAACACUGAUACUCAAGUAGCCUUCUGCAACAUGUAGGUUGCAUAGCAAUUUUAAUUCUAUCCAAAAUUGCUAUUCAGUUCUAGCUAACUUAGCUAGGUUUUCAUCAUCAUCAUUAUUAUUAUUAUUAAUAAAUAUAAAGUUUUGUUUGCUUGGGCAAGUGAAUUUUAAUAUGCAUUUCUGCAAUAUAGCUUGCAGAAACGCUUAUUAUUUGAUAGAUGGUCGUUGUUCUUGUCAUGGUGGUGUAUUGAGGCUUUCUGUAUUGGAGCUGUAUUACGUUCCAUCAGGGACUUCACAUAUGCAGUACUUUUCUUAGUACUUAAGUAACAUUUGUCUUUUGCAGUUUUGCCCGUUAUAGUAAGUGUACCACACCUUUGAAUUGUUUUGUUGAGAAAAGUACCCACCCAGGGCAGAUAGUCACACAUGGCAUGUGUUUUUUGUAGUGUUUGUAGUGUGUAGUCCUAAUGUAGGAUUUGUUUCACAGUACUGCAGUCAUAGUGUAGCCAAAAUACUCACAGAAUUGUCAAAGCCUUAUGGUAAUGGGGUUGGGAUGGAUUUUUUUGUGGGGUUUGUAACAUGUUUUUGGAUGAGUAUCAUGGUUCUUUAUAAGCUUGUCCAUUUUGUUUUUCCAAAAAUAAAAUUAUUUGAUUAUCUACAUA
Molecule: messenger RNA, 2210 nt
Organism: Pangasianodon hypophthalmus (striped catfish)
Lineage: Eukaryota; Metazoa; Chordata; Actinopteri; Siluriformes; Pangasiidae
Gene: taf12
Product: TAF12 RNA polymerase II, TATA box binding protein (TBP)-associated factor
Exons: 6
Coding region: 258-746 (162 amino acids)
Biological process (GO): DNA-templated transcription initiation; RNA polymerase II preinitiation complex assembly
Cellular component (GO): SAGA complex; transcription factor TFIID complex; SLIK (SAGA-like) complex
Molecular function (GO): protein heterodimerization activity; TBP-class protein binding; DNA binding
Source: RefSeq, a predicted model, not a curated record